UAAGUGUCAAAGUAUAUGAACUAAAAAGUGAGAACCUCGUGCUAAAAACGCUACUCCUUGAUUCCAGAGAAGAAACUGUCAAAAUUAAGCAAGAAAUGAUACAAAUAAAGGAACAUUUAUCAUCAGGUAAAGACCAUAAUGCAACUUAUAGUCAAGUAAUUAAGAAUUCUUCCAAUCACAAGACAGCGGAACGUGUAAUUUCUCAAUGGGACACGGUAAACCGCAGCCAGCCGCGUGACCUACUUAACAGUCAGCAGGAAUCACGCUGCGUCGAGAGACGAUGGCAAAGAACGUGUCGACAGUACACCAUUCACGUUAGUGGAACACAGGCGCAAGUCCAACAAAAGAGAUACCAGUGACAUUAAACGCUCAACGGAAAUGAAGAAAACACCUAUGAAAAUUGGGAUUCGUAACAUUUCCACACUUAAAAUGUUACCUAAACCAGCACCCAAAAGAAUGAAAGCUCUUUUUGUGACUCGUUUCGACCCAAGUGUACAAGAACAAGAAAUUGUAGAAUACAUUUCAAGUUAACUGAACUUAGAUCAUAUUAAAGUAACGAAGAUGAAAACUAAAUUCAAUUCAUAUGCCUCCUUCCAUGUUCAGGUUUUAGAAGAGGACUUCAGUCGAAUUAAUAACAUUGUGUUUUGGCCCAGUGGCUGCCUAAUAAGCCCCUUCUAUGGUAAAUUACACCCAGAACAAAUCUUGAGCAACUCAUCCACUACCGAGGAAUUAAACACCUCUACCUGUAAAGCCGCGUACACACUUGCGCGCCGCGGCUGCAAUGCAACACGCCACGAACAGGAUUCGCCAGGUGUGUACGGGCCCUCGAACACGCGCCGAGCGUGCGCCGCGCACGCCACGAACCGCGCGCCGCGAACCGCCAGCUGUCGGUUUUUUCGACGAACACAAAGGGAUUCGGCGCGCCAGUGUGGACGUGUUUGCAGCUCGCAGCGCACACGCAGCGAACAUGGAGUGGAGCGAAGAAGAUAUGUUGGGCUUGAUUGAAGUGUAUAGAACACAUCCUGUGCUUUGGGACCCAAGUAAUAGAGACUACUACAAAAAAGCUAAAAAAAUGGAUGCGUGGAGAGACAUAGCUGUUACAGUCGGGCAGUUAGAAGAUGAAUGCAGGAAAAAAAUGAUUAGUUUGCUGUCGUCGUACAGAAGGGAGAAGUCAAAAGAAAAAAACACAAUAGGGACUGGUAAAGGUACUUCCGAAGUGUAUACCAGCCGAUGGUUCGCCUACGAGUCGUUAAAAUUUCUGGAAGGCAGAGAUAAGCCACGGCCAACAAUGAACACGGAGCCGGUGAUCAUUGAAGGAAACCACGUCCAUCAAGAACUGAAUGUGCAAAAUGAAGACCAAGAAUUUCUUUCUCCAAGUGCACCUAAGCGAGCAAAAGGAAGGCAACAGGGUGAUGGAACUGCACUGCUAGCGGAUGCUGUUAGCAUUCUACAAGCUACUGCUGGAAAAUUCAACAUGUCUACUGAACAGAGCGAGAUUAAAACAUUUUGCGCAUAUUUAUCUUCCAAAAUGGCGACAUUUUCUUCAGCUACAAGAUUGGGGGUUCAGCACGCUGUUUAUGACAUUUUGAUGAAAGCAGAUCGAGGUUUGUUUGAAAUACCUACAUACAACUAUGGUCAAGGUCAACUAUUUCAUUCCAAUGCACCUGAAAACUAUUCUACUCGCAUGUAUAUGCAACAGCCAGCUUCCCACUCAUCAACUUCAUCAGUUUAUCUUCCUGCUCAACAACAACAACAACAACAACAACAACAACCCUUUGAGCCAAAUCUGUCGCAGUCUUCUCCAGCUGGUCGGUCCCCGACACAAAUGACUCCACAUGCACAAGUUACUAUGCUACCUAGUGCCUCGGCUACAAGUAUACAAACAAAUUCAAGUCACACCAUUUCACCGCUGGCGUCAAUGCAAAGUCCUUUAUCGCAUUCAUCUCAGUGUUCUGAUGAUUUUAAUGACUGUGUGUAAAUUGCAUCACAAUUUUUGUGUUAAUUUAUUUAUUUGUUUAUGUGAACUACUCUGAUUUAAUUUGAAUUUAAUGAGUUCAUUUAUUUAAUUUUUCUUUCUUACAUCAUUUGAGUACUGUAUUUUUGAAAAUAUCGUUUUAUAAAUAAAAACUUAAGCAAUAAGAACGUUUAUUUGUUCUAACGUUCAACUUACCUUGAAAUUUUCUUUCAACACUUCAAUUAACGCUGAGCAGACUUCUGUUACUAUUCCUCCUAUAGCCUGCUUUGAAAUUCUGAACAGAUAUUGCAGACUUGAGUACGAGUCUCCUGUCGCUAGAAACCGCAAUGUCACGGCUAACCUGGAACAUUAAAAUUGAAAACCUGUGUACUUAAACAUAUUGAACAUUAACACUUUUAAUAAUGCUGACAGGGAAAUUGCUGUCAGGCAUUAGUACAAAUUGUAAACAAUUCAUAGGCUACUUACCGAUCUUGAAU
Bacillus rossius redtenbacheri is the source of this 2451-nucleotide messenger RNA. RefSeq lists its product as uncharacterized. Bases 782 to 1978 code for a protein of 398 amino acids. The transcript has 3 exons. The record is from RefSeq and is a predicted model, not a curated record. NCBI's taxonomy places the organism in Eukaryota, Metazoa, Arthropoda, Insecta, Phasmatodea, Bacillidae.